Messenger RNA from Corapipo altera (White-ruffed manakin), 3159 nucleotides. It is a transcript of the gene ZC3H15, whose product is annotated as zinc finger CCCH-type containing 15. The transcript has 11 exons. Gene Ontology annotation, cellular component: cytosol. Gene Ontology annotation, biological process: cytoplasmic translation. Gene Ontology annotation, molecular function: metal ion binding; mRNA binding. The record is from RefSeq and is a predicted model, not a curated record. NCBI's taxonomy places the organism in Eukaryota, Metazoa, Chordata, Aves, Passeriformes, Pipridae. Bases 79 to 1467 code for a protein of 462 amino acids.
CCGAGCCAUUCCCGGCCUCUGCCCGAGCCAUUCCCGGCCUCUGCCCGCAGCCCCCAGCGGGAGCCGCCCCGCCCCGCCAUGCCCCCCAAGAAGCAGCAGCAGCCGGCGGGGGGCAGCAAGAAGGCGGACCAGAAGAAGAAGGAGAAGAUCAUCGAGGACAAAACAUUUGGCCUAAAGAAUAAAAAAGGUGCAAAGCAGCAGAAGUUUAUCAAGGCUGUGACUCACCAGGUGAAGUUUGGUCAGCAAAAUCCCCGUCAGGCUGCUCAAACAGAAAGUGAGAAGAAAUUAAAAAAAGAAGACAAGAAGAAGGAAUUACAAGAAUUAAAUGAGCUCUUCAAGCCUGUGGUUGCUGCACAGAAAAUUAGCAAAGGUGCUGACCCCAAAUCUGUAGUCUGUGCUUUCUUCAAGCAAGGACAGUGCACUAAAGGAGACAAGUGCAAGUUUUCUCAUGAUUUGUCUUUGGAAAGGAAGUGUGAAAAACGGAGUGUCUACAUUGAUGCAAGAGAUGAAGACCUUGAAAAAGAUACAAUGGACAACUGGGAUGAGAAGAAGCUGGAAGAAGUGGUGAACAAGAAGCAUGGUGAGGCGGAAAAGAAAAAACCCAAAACCCAAAUAGUCUGCAAAUAUUUCCUUGAUGCUAUUGAAAACAACAAAUACGGGUGGUUUUGGGUCUGUCCAGGAGGAGGAGACAACUGUAUGUAUCGCCAUGCUCUGCCUCCAGGCUUUGUAUUAAAGAAAGACAAAAAGAAGGAGGAAAAGCAAGAUGAAAUUUCCUUAGAAGACCUAAUAGAAAAAGAGCGUGCUGCCUUAGGACCAAAUGUUACCAAAAUUACUCUAGAGUGUUUUAUUGCAUGGAAGAGAAGAAAAAGACAAGAAAAAAUUGAUAAGGCUGAGCAAGAUAUGGAGAGGAGGAAAGCAGAUUUUAAAGCUGGCAAAGCAUUGGUGAUUAGUGGACGUGAAGUAUUCGAGUUCCGGCCAGAGCUGGUUGAUGCAGACGAUGAAGAAGCAGAUGACACCCAUUAUGUCCAAGGAGCAGGAGAUGAAGAUGAGAUGGAAGACCCUGUGUGCAUAAAUGAUGUGGAUUUGAACCUGUAUGUCCCCAAGGCAGUGGAGGAGACUGGUAUUACAGUGGCUAGUCCUGAGCGAUUCAGCACGUACACUUCAGUAGAAAAAGAUGCUUGUAACUUCUUAGAGCAAAGUCCUGGUCUUGGUGCACUUGUGGAAUGCAUGCCCCAAUCUUUAAGAGCAAGUGUCUUCCAAGUGCAGACAUUGGAUAAUAAAUUAAGUGAAGCUUCUGGUGGUGAUAUAAACAGCAGCGAGCAAAAUGAUUUAGAGGAAGAUAAUGAUGGAGAUGGGGAACUGGAAAAUGGAGUAAUUGAUGCUGUUCCAGUUGAUGAAAAUCUGUUUACUGGAGAGGACUUGGAUGAACUAGAAGAAGAACUAAACACUCUUGAUUUAGAAGAAUGAACUAAAAAGCUCAAGUGAGGAAUUAAAUCUAUGUGACAAAGUGAAAACUGACUACUUUUUUUCUCCUUUUUGAAUAGAAUUCUUAAACAAGAUGUUUUUGGUUAUGCAGCUGAAUAUGAUGGGCACGUGGUAUCCCAGGAAUGUUUUCCUUCAAUCUCAUCUACUCCAGUCUUGACUAUGCUCACAGUAAAACUUUCAGAGUAGGUCAGAAUUACUCGACAGCUGAAUUUGCAGACAGUGAGAUUAGAACUGUCAACUAAAGUAAGAAGUGUAACUGCUUUGCCAGUAUGCAAGUGGGCAAUUUGACACCAGGUACAGUAUAAAAAUCCAAGUAUUCAUUCUUCACAGAAAUUGCAUUUUUAUUAGUGAUUGGUGUUGAUUUAGAAACUGCCUGAAGUGGUUUUUAGGCAGGACACUCUAAUGGAGCUGAUGCAGAUUACGCUUCUUUAAGUGGUGAUUAGCUUUACUUGAUCAGCUGGAUACUGAAGAUUGUCAACUGAUAGAUCAUACAAUACAACGUGGUGCCCUCUGUUUAAAACAUUUUAAACUUUCUCACCACCUUUUGCCAAUAAAUCUGUAAAUAAAAACUAUCAACUUUAAAGUACCUGUGUUGAUUUUUCUCUGCUGAGUUAGGAUAUCAAACCAAACCAUUAAGAACUGAAUUUUCUAAUAGAGUGGUAAAUGUUUUUCUCUGCAGUCUUGAUACAGAAGUGAUGAUGUUGGCUUCAGUUAAAUUUGGACUACCUGUAAUUACAAUUUUUUUGCCAACACUUGAUGCAGUGUAAAAUUCAGCAGCCAGCUUUUCUCCCUUCCUGUUCUUACUCCCUGCCCACCCUUGAACUGAUGUCAUACCUGCUGUGCAUCACUCCCUGCCAUUCCAGCCUCCUCCUUUCCCCACUGUCUUUUGCAGACUAGUGAAGACUCCAGGCUCUGCAGAGCAGGGAUGUUGAGGUCCAGGCAAUGCCUGGCUUGCCUUUGGAGUGCUGGAAAUAGCAGGAGGUUGUGCAGGGCUGAGUUACCUGAGGGCAGAGCAGUGCUGUCAGGCUGCCAUCCAGUCAGUGUGUCCUUUCCCAAAGGAUUGAGGCCUUGCCAUAAAGGUUUCUCAGUGGUGGUGCUUUCACAGGCUGUAUCUCCUUGCCUAAAUACCAGUAAUACCUGCAACAAUAUUACUGUACUAAAGAUUUGUAUCAAUUUUUCUAAAGCUUUUAAAGUACUACUUAAAGACCAUUAGAAGUCGAGGUGUUGUUAGUGAGCUCUCCCAAACUGCUUUUGGGUGGGAAUAUUGGCUUUAUAAUGGUUAUUUCUGGCACUGCUGAAUUGACUCUUGUACCCUGAAUGCUAUUUCUAAAUUAGCUGACUUAGACUUUUUUUUUGCCCUUUUUGGGAUCUUUGUGGAAUUCGUUUUCUCCUGUAGGAACAAGCAGCAGUACUUGGCAGAAAGAGGCCUGCAGAACUUGACUUCUAAAUGUAAGUGUUUAAGGAAAAGCUACAAUAUCAGAUGGAAAUAUUUAUUUAUGCAGAUUUUUUCUCCCCAUGGCCAUGAAUAAACAGUGUUGACAGAUUGUUGUAUUAUACUGGCCAGCAAUAAGAUGCCUGGCUAUCAGGACACUUAAGAAUGCAAUUCAUUUGAAUGUAUGUUGCAUAAUUUUUCAAAGUUGUAUAUUUUAAAUGGGAAUAAAAAUAAUUUAAUCA